This is a messenger RNA of Scylla paramamosain (green mud crab), 2944 nucleotides long. RefSeq lists its product as uncharacterized. The record is from RefSeq and is a predicted model, not a curated record. Gene Ontology annotation, biological process: regulation of establishment of protein localization to chromosome; double-strand break repair via homologous recombination. Gene Ontology annotation, cellular component: nuclear chromosome; nucleoplasm. The transcript has 10 exons. NCBI's taxonomy places the organism in Eukaryota, Metazoa, Arthropoda, Malacostraca, Decapoda, Portunidae. The coding region runs from base 179 to 2944 and encodes 921 amino acids.
CAUCCAAUGCGGCUCAUCACGAACCCAAACAUUAGAGAUUUUGGCGCGCAAAGUCUUGAACUGCUAAAGUCAGUCAAGAGACCAUGUGUUAAUCACUGAUAUAAGUGCCAUCAUUUACACAAAACCGGUGACUAUUUACACAAUUUACCGGGAGGCAAACACCAGAAACGUCAUUAUUAUGUCCAUGGAUAAUCGUACAACAAUGUGGCAUAAUAGAGCAACUAUUCUUGCUGAGUUCACCAGUCGACCAUCAAGGGAGUCUUCUGGAGAAGACUUAACUAUAGAGUGGUCAAGCAGUGAUGAGGAAGUGAUCCAAUCUAUCCAUCAUCCUUCUUCAGCUUAUGAGACUGGAGUUUGUAGUUCCAUGAACUACCAACAAUCUGAAAAAUAUGAAAAUUCAAUAGAAAGUUUUUCAGAUCAGAGGUUAUUCUCUGGAGAUGAAGAGGGACAGAUCAGUUUUCAGAAACCAGAUGAUGGAAAAACACUAUUAAGUACAAGUUGUAAUGAGGAGAAAAAACAUAAUUGUCAAGGCCUUCAAAGCUCUCUGCCUUCAUUUAAACAUCAUGAUUUAAUCAAAACGGAAAAUGAAAUGGAUAUUAGGAAAUCUGAAUCAUUACUACCCAUCAGUGGAAGAUGUGAUGGAGCAUUAUCUUGCACAGAUGCACAAAUGCACAAAUGCAAGAUAAUGAAUGUACUUGAACCUCAAUCACCAGUUCUUGGUUCAAGAAGGAUUUUAGCUAGAUCUUGUUCUCCAAUUCUCAGGGGAAGAAAGGUCCAAAUGAAAACUUCAUUUGAUGUACUAAAAAAAAAGUUGACCUUCAGCAAUGCUGUAUCUGUGAAAAGACAGAUAAACAAUGAUGAUGUAUCAGUUAAUGUGAAAUUUAGUGCAGCAGCAACAGCCAGAACAGGGGAAUUUAAUGAUGUUCAUGAUACAAAGCCUGAUAAAUGUAUCAUUCAUCCCAGUAGUGUUCAAAAUAGAGUAACACAAAGCCCUGAAAAAAUUAAUUACUCUCUUGUAACACCUAGAGAUUGUAGAAGGGAACAUACACCUUCAGACUUCUUAGAAGAAGUAAUCCAGCUUGAUUCACAUGGAAGCCAAGAUAAUUCUAAAACAUUAGAUGUUAACUUGAAUCCAUUACUCAGGAGUGAUCUCAGUCUAUCAGAGGAAGAUCUUGAGCUAGAUAUAGGUGAAUAUACCUAUGAGAGCAUUUCUGUAACACUGGAAGGAACAGAUGACCAUCUGGACCAUAACAGCAAAGCAACUGCAAUACUACAUGAAAAUCCUUUAAAUGAUAUAAAUAUACCUGAGGAAAAUGAGUCUUCUGCUUCUGCUACUGGUCUGCUGGUGCUGGAUAGUAACACACGAUCUGGCUUUGAUUGGGUGAAGCAUCUUCAGACUCCCCAGAAAUUGUUGAGCGAUGAAAAUGUUGAUGGGAUGGAGUCUACCAAAAAGAAAUUAUUGAAAGAUGGGCAAGCACAACACCUGAAACAUAUGCUUAUGUCAUGGAGGUCAUGCAUCACUCUAUGGAGCCAUAAGUUUUCUCUAACAACACUGUGUGGGAUGCCUCCAAGACAGUCAUCACCAUUGCCAUCUAAGAUACAGCACCAUGGUAUCAGCAUAAAUGAUCCAGUGAAGUUGGAGUCUCAGGAAGAAAAAAGUGAAGUCAAAUCCAUGUGUUCUCCAUCUGUGAAGAACCUACAAGACCUCAUGGCAGAUAAUACAGCAUCUUCACCUGACACCCACUGGUCAUCCUCUUACAAAGUGUCACCAAAGUAUCUGGAUUUAAGACUGAUAGAUGUUGGUGGACAACUACCUAGCAAUGCAGCAUUAUGUGAGGCCACUGGCAGCAAUGUUGAAGAAUUUCAAAUGCCUUUGGAAAUAAACAAUGACAGUGUAGAAGCAGCUGAAACAAGAAAAAGAAAAAAAUUCCUUGUAUUCUUUGCUUUGGAUGAACACAGUAUUACAGGUCUCCACAAGUUUAAUACUGUCAGAAUUUAUGCUACUUGGCAGAAUCUCAGUGUCUCAGCUCAUGACAUCCCUACACUCUUCACUUCUUACUUCAAAUUUAACUGUAAAGAGGAGACAAGUCCCCUUCCAGUGGAUCACAGAAGAACUGUUCUUCACACCUGGACUUGCUCAGAUAAGCUCACAUCUACCUCUCUGUGUGAACCUUGUGCCUUUCCUUGGGUGUCCAGUGCCCAGGCUGAUAACACAUUAUAUGCUGCUCACUCAGGCUUGACCACUAUAAAGGACAUGCCUGAAUCACCCCCUCAGAAUGGCAAGGCAAGUGCUGGUACUAUCCUGGAGGCUCUAGAAAAGUGUGGAGGUAUAUCAGCUGUCCCAGUCAGUAUCACCAUAAGAAUUCAACGGACAGUCAUUCAAAGGGAACCCUCAGGCAGUGUGAAAUUUUGGGAGCUAGUAGGACAGGAUGCAGCAGGGCAGUUUUGUAUUGUGAAGAUCCCCAACUGGCCUCUUGCACACCAGCUCAUGGAGGCUCUUAAUGAUGCAGCUAAGAGCCACUCAACACACACCUUUACCUACCUCAUGAUGACGCAUCGUCUCACCAACACCCAAAAUCCAGGACUGUUUUCAUUGAUCACUUCACUUCACAAUUCUUACCAGAGAAGUGUGUUAGGAAAUCUUCUGCUGCAACCAUUUUUGCAGGACCUGGCUUCUUGUCCCCCACAGACUCAUUGUUAUGUCUUCACAGUUAGUCUUGGAGUGACUAAAUUAUUGAAUAAUGGAGAACAGAUCUCAUUUCCCAUCAACCUUCCCCAGUUGUCUCUCCAGGAAUCUCUUCAACUUGCAAACAAAGGCAAAUAUCCAAACAGAUCAGCAUGUGUCCAACAAAGAGUUGCCAAGUUCCACCAGGAAGACCACCGUGCAAUCCCUAUAUACAAGAAGAGGCCUGGCAAGGCUAAGAAGACAGAUACUAGCUCUUAG